Messenger RNA from Thyridium curvatum, 876 nucleotides. RefSeq lists its product as uncharacterized. The transcript is spliced from 2 exons. Bases 1 to 876 code for a protein of 291 amino acids. The record is from RefSeq and is a predicted model, not a curated record. NCBI's taxonomy places the organism in Eukaryota, Fungi, Ascomycota, Sordariomycetes, Thyridiales, Thyridiaceae. Gene Ontology annotation, cellular component: mitochondrion.
AUGUUCGCGCGGAGCUCGACAUCCAGCAUCCGGAGCUUCCAACCCUCGGUAUGCAACCAAUGCAGACGCUCCUUUACGUCGGGCCAGCUCUUCCAGAGCGGGCACAACCGCUGGUCCAAGAUUCGCCAUGACAAGGGCGCGGCCGAUGCCAAGAAGAACCGGCUCCGGAGCACCUUCAGCCAGAACAUCACCAUCUUUUCCAAGUGGGGCGGCGCGAACCCGGACAACAACCCGCAGCUGGCCUCGGCCGUGGCCGCCGCCAAGAAGGCCGGGGUGCCCAAGGCGACGAUCGAGACGGCCAUCGCGCGGGGCCAGGGCCGGACCACGAGCGGCCAGAGCCUCGAGAGCGUGACGUACGAGGUCAUGAUGCCGCCCUCGGUGGCCAUCAUCCUCGACGUCGAGACGGACAACAUCAAGCGUGCGCUGCAGGACCUCGGCAUCAUGGUCAAGCGGGCCAAGGGCAACCCCACGCCGACAAAGUUCUUCUUCUCGCGCAUGGGCCGGGUCGUGUUUGAGAAGGCGGACGGCGUGGGGCCGGACGAGAUCAUGGACGACGCGAUCGAGGCCGGCGCCGAGGACAUCGAGGCCGACGACGAGGGCAACAUCAUCGUCUGGACCCAGCCCAACCAGACGAACCAGAUCGCGCAAAACGUGGGGCCCAAGUUCAACCUCAAGGUGCUGGCCGCCGAGAUCCUCUGGUCCGUCAACGAGGAGACCCGGUCGAAAGUUGGCACAAACCAUGAGUUUGAGAAGCUCCGAGAUCUUCUCGCCGGGUUCCAAGACUCUCCCGAGGUGCAAGCAGUCUACUGCAAUGUAGAGCAGGGCGAGCUCACGGACGAACAGUGGGAGUCCCUUGAGGACAACAUAGACGGAUAG